Messenger RNA from Panicum virgatum (switchgrass), 2732 nucleotides. RefSeq names its product zinc finger MYM-type protein 1-like. Lineage: Eukaryota; Viridiplantae; Streptophyta; Magnoliopsida; Poales; Poaceae. The transcript is spliced from 4 exons. Bases 157 to 2616 code for a protein of 819 amino acids. The record is from RefSeq and is a predicted model, not a curated record. Gene Ontology annotation, molecular function: protein dimerization activity.
CCAGCCUCCGGCCUGCCGGCCGCUGCAGACCUGCAACAGAAGCGCCGCCGCCGCAAACGCUGAAGCCUCCUGCCGGCUGCCGCUGCGGCGCUGCCGAGUGCCGAAGUGCCGCAUCAAGUCGAGACUCGAGAGUCAUCAGUUACCUGCUUAGCCAACAUGAAGAGGAAAAAGACCAUUGAUAGUUUUUUUAAGCCGAUUGUUUCCAGCUCUCGUGUCCCUGAAAAUCCUAAUGCAACAAAUGAUCAAGCUACGCCAAUUGAUGUGCAAGUUCCAGAGCAAAAUGCUACGCCACCAUCAGAAGCUCAACAAGCUAGAAAUGUAACCACAGCAUUUGAGAGAGACCCUGGUAAACGCACUCAAAUUUGGCAGCUCUCGCCUACAGAACAAGAUGAAGCUAUAAGGUUUUAUAUAUCUGAAGGGCCAUAUCAACCGAAGUUUGAACCGGAUGAAUAUCCCUAUAAUGAUGCAAUUCACCGUCGUCGAUUCUGUAGAAAUUGGUAUGCAGAUUUCUGGUGGCUAGAGUAUUCACCUCACACCAAACGUGCAUAUUGCUUCCCUUGUUUUCUCUUUUCAAAAAAGCCAAUUGGGAAGGCUGGCUCAGAUGCAUUCACUGUGAAGGGAUUUCAAAAUUGGAAGAAGGUCCACAGUUCAGAUAAGUGUGCAUUUCUAACUCACAUGGGUCAGGAUCCUAGCUCAGCUCAUAACUAUUCAGUUCAGUGUUACAACAACCUCAAAAAUAGAAUUGCUCACAUUGACCAAGUGGUUCUUAAACAAAAGGAGAAGAGAGUAGCAGAUGCCAGACUUAGACUUAAAACCACAAUUGAUUCCAUUCGGUGGUUAACAUUUCAAGCAUGUCCAUUUAGAGGCCAUGAUGAGUCUCCAGAUUCCAUAAAUCAAGGCAAUUUUUUGGAAAUGGUCAAACUUUUGGCCUCUUAUAACAAGGAGGUGAAUGAUGUUGUGUUACAAAAUGCUCCAAAAAAUGCAAAGUACACAUCACCUGAUGUCCAGAAGGAAAUUCUAAACAUAUAUGCUCGGAAAGUGCAGAUUUCAAUCAGAGAAGAAAUUGGCAAUAGCAAGUUUUGCAUAAUGGUCGAUGAAUCUCGAGAUGAAUCAAAAAAAGAGCAAAUGGCAAUCGUUGUUCGGUUUGUCAACAAAGAAGGUAUCAUAAAGGAGCGUUUCCUUGACCUCAUUCACGUUAAGGACACUGCCGCAUUGACUCUUAAGGACUCAAUUUGUGCUGUCCUAUCAGAUAAUAACUUGAGUGUGAGAGAUAUUAGAGGUCAAGGCUAUGAUGGGGCAAGUAAUAUGCGAGGAGAGUGGAAUGGGUUGAAGGCUUUAAUUCUCAGUGAGUGUCCUUAUGCAUAUUACAUCCAUUGCAUGGCUCAUCAGCUCCAAUUAGCUUUAGUUGCAGCAUCAAGGGAGGCACAUGAGGUGCACAAUUUUUUUCAGCAUGCCAUUUCCAUCAUUAAUGUCGUUAGUGCUUCUUCUAAGCGUAAUGAUGAGUUAUUAGCAAAGCAAGCUGAACAAAUUGCACAUGAAAUUGAAUUGGGAGAGCUUGAUACAGGAAGGGGUGCUAAUCAGAUGGGCUCUUUACAGAGGCCAGGGGACACUAGAUGGAGUUCUCAUUACAAGUCGAUUCAGAGUUUGAAAAAGAUGUUUGGUGCCACAAUUUCAGUGCUGCGCAACAUUGCAAAUGAUCGUUCCAUUAAAAGGUUUUCUCGGGGUGAUGCUGCAGGUGCCCUUCACAUUAUUCUCACAUUUGAUUUUGUCUUUGUUCUACUGUUGAUGGAGAAAAUAAUGAAAAUCACAGAGGUGUUAUGCCAAACACUACAAAAGAAAUCUAUAGAUAUCUUAAAUGCAAUGGAUUCAGUUUCUAACACAAAGGUGUUACUUCGUGACCUGCGCAAUGAUGGUUGGGAACCUCUUCUGAAUGAGGUCAUGGACUUUUGUGGGAAGCAUGAGGUUGAAAUCCCAGAUCUAAAUCGCAGAUAUGCUGAUGUGACAAAAUCUCGGAACAAGCAUGACAACACUACAACUCUUCACCAUUAUAAAAUAGAUGUGUUUAAUGUGGCAAUUGAUCAACAACUAAUUGAAUUGGAGGACAGAUUUAGCUCUCAAGCUACAGAACUUCUAUCACUUUGUGCCUCUUUGGAUCCAAGACUGGACAGCUUUGAUAGGUCAAAGAUAUCUACCCUAGUAGAAAAAUAUUAUCCGGCUGAUUUUUCUAAUCAAGAAAGAGCCCAAUUAGAAUGCCAACUGCCGCAUUUUCAACUUGAUGUGUGCAACAAUCCAGAGCUAAGUAGUCUCCCAUCACUUGCUGAUCUGACAAAUGGGCUUGUUAAAUUGGGCAAAAAUUCUCAUUAUCCAAUGGUUGAUAGAUUGUUAAGAUUAGUCAUGACUCUUCCGGUGUCAACUGCAACCACGGAGAGAGCAUUCUCAGCUAUGAAACUUGCCAAGACUCGUCCACGCAACAAAAUGGGAGAUGAUUUUCUACGUAGUUACAUGAUAAUUUAUAUUGAAAAGGAAUUGGCAGCAAAGAUUACUUCUGAAGAUAUCAUCAAUUCUUAUGAUCUAGUUGGUUCUCGUAGAGGUAAAUUAAAGUUAAUAGAGAUGUAAAUUCAAGGACGCUACCUUCUACCUUAUCCUGCUGCCCUGCAUUGGAUGAUUGGAGCUAAUUAUUAAUAGUAAGUAAAUUUAUUCUUAUAUAUUACAUACAUGUUUGAUUUUUGUUA